This is a messenger RNA of Colletotrichum orchidophilum, 2055 nucleotides long. Its product is annotated as A/G-specific adenine glycosylase. The record is from RefSeq and is a predicted model, not a curated record. The coding region runs from base 1 to 2055 and encodes 684 amino acids. Gene Ontology annotation, molecular function: 8-oxo-7,8-dihydroguanine DNA N-glycosylase activity; purine-specific mismatch base pair DNA N-glycosylase activity; 4 iron, 4 sulfur cluster binding. Gene Ontology annotation, cellular component: nucleus. NCBI's taxonomy places the organism in Eukaryota, Fungi, Ascomycota, Sordariomycetes, Glomerellales, Glomerellaceae. The transcript has a single exon. Gene Ontology annotation, biological process: mismatch repair; base-excision repair.
AUGAUACAGCGCCGUCUAGUCCGCCGACAAAGCUCGCUCGCAGCAGCCAAGAGAAUCCUCGCUCAAGCUGACAGCGAGCCAGAUGUCGAGAUCAAAAAGCCGGCGUCCAGACCGCGUUUGGCAGCCACUAGAAACAAGUCUACGCCACCUUCACCAUCAGCAUCGAAAGACGCGUCAGAAGAAGACUUUAGCCCACCAAUCCAAGACGACAACGACGAUGAUGUAAAGGACAUCGCGGAACCGCCGCCAAAAAGGCGCAGGAUCGAGAAGAACCCCAAAACCCGAAAAGCCGACACCGCAAGACUCCAUGCGAGCCUCUUUGGCCCACCGCAGCAGCAGCAGCAGCAGGUGACGCAUGAUCCCUGCUGCUCGCCCGCCGCAUCAAGAACGCACGCCACCUCGUACCACCGCCCUCUCCUCCUAGACGGCCAGCCUGGCCGGCGCGGACGCGACGCCCUCCUCGGCUGGUUCGACUCCAUCAGCACCACCCGCGGCAUGCCCUGGCGCAAACCCUGGAUCGACCCGAAAGAGAGCUGGCCAGACGAUGACACCGCCGCCGCUAAUCUCCGCUGCGCCCUCGAGAAGCGCGCCUACGAGGUCUGGAUCAGCGAAAUCAUGCUACAGCAGACCCGUGUCGCCGUGGUAAUCGACUACUGGAACAGGUGGAUGGCCCGCUGGCCCACGAUCCAGGACCUCGCGGCUGCCGAGCCAGAAGACGUGCUGAGCGCCUGGCGCGGUCUGGGCUACUACAGCCGCGCCACGAGGAUCCACGAGGCGGCGAAGCUGGUCGUCGCGGACCCGGACUGGCGGGGGCUGAUGCCCUCCGACACGGCCGAGCUCGAGGCAAAAGUCCCCGGCGUGGGGCGGUACACGGCCGGCGCCGUCGCUGCCAUUGUGUUUGGCGAGGCAGCGCCCAUGGUCGAUGGGAAUGUGCUCCGCGUGCUGAGCAGGCAGCUGGGCCUGUACGGGAAUGCAAAGACGGAUAAGGCCGUCAUUGACCUGCUCUGGGCCGCCGCGGACGCCCUCGUCAAAGCGGUCGCAAAGGACGGCCCCGGCGAGGACGGUACAGAGCUUCCUGGCAAAGCGCCGCUGAGCGAUCGGCCAGGACGAUGGGGCCAGGCCCUGAUGGAACUCGGGAGCACAGUCUGCACGCCGAAGCCGAACUGCGGUGAGUGCCCCGUCACAUCCACGUGUCGGGCAUUCGCAGAGGGCCUGCAGAUAGCGGCCUCCAAAUCAAAGAAGACGGCGCAAAAGAUCAAGGAUAUCGAGGACCUGUGUUCGAUAUGCGAGCCCUUUGAAGAAGGAAACGUAGAGGAGACCGCGCUUUCGGGAGAAGAUUCGGACGCCGACGCGCCGAAACCUGCAAAGGGGGCCAAGAAGGGCGCAAAGACGCGACCGGGGCCAAAGCAGGCGACCUUAUCCGCCUUCUUCACCUCAAAGACGGCAAAGAAGAAGGACGAGGAGGCGGAGGAGCCCUCCCUGACGGCAAAGCCCAAGGUUGCCCACCACGACGCGCGAACGCUAGAAAUCGUCGCUGAGCACGCCCGUAAAUUCCCGCUUAAGGUGGUCAAGAAGGCGGUCAGGGAGGAAGAAGCCCUCGUAUGCGCGGUCCGGCGCGGUAGCGACCGCCGGUUCCUGAUUCACCGACGCCCGGAGAAGGGACUCCUGGCCGGGUUGUGGGAGCUGCCCAGCCACACGCUGCCGCCUGCUGGCGCGGCGACCGCCGGCAGCGGCAAUAGUAACACGGCGACUUCGCGGAAGAAGGAUGCUCAGGGGUACGUCUCGGGACUCAUCAGCGGCGGCGGCGGAGACAAGAAGAAGUUGAAGCUGAGAUAUGCCGGGGAACUUGGCAGCGUGCCGUGGCUGUUUUCUCAUCUGAAGCUUACCAUGCAUGUGUACCUCUUCGAGGUGGACGGGUCCGAGGACCUAGUCUCGUCGCAUGCGCGGCAUCGCUGGGCUACGGCUGAAGAGGUUGAUGAGGAGUCUAUGGGGACUGGGAUGCGCAAGUGCUGGGCUUUGGUGAGGGAGAGAAACGAGGAGUCUCUCUCUUCUUGA